CGACCAGAUAUAUUUAUCGUAUUUAGUGCAAUAGUGGCUUUUAUAUCACUGCAAGGAGCAAAAACCGACUCUAAAAUCACCAGAUUUGAAUCCCAUUGAACAUUUAUGGGAUAUCCUCCAGAAAAGGACCACAUAUCCUCGAAGGAAUUCUUAAAAACCGCAUUAAUACCUGAAUGGGAUUCAAUUGAUGCUGACGAGACGAGCAACUCCAACUCAUGGGUGUACGAAUAAAUUAUCUGCCGACUGUAUGUACAUAAAUUCUAAUGAAGUUCUUGACUGAGCGGCUGCCUAUCGAGCUCACUAGUCAUAACGUUUGUCCGUCUGCGAUUAACCUUAAUUUCGAUGAACGAAGCCACACAACUACGCUUGGUCUUCUUUGAAUACUGGCUUACAUCAGCAUAUCAUUGACAGUUAUGGAGCGCUGGAAGAACAAACUAGCUGUUGUAACGGGUGCUAGUGGAGGCAUAGGAGCAGCUUGUGCCCGGGCCAUGGUCGGAGCUGGUCUGCGUGUUGUUGGCCUGGCCCGCCGGGAAGCAAAACUAAAAGAGCUAAGAGAGAGUCUGCCUACGCAUCUGCAGACUAACUUCAUUCCACGGAGAUGCGAUGUUUCUAAUGAACAGCAAGUUGUAAGCUCCUUCGAGUGGAUCGAACGGGAGCUAGAAGGCGUAGACGUCCUGCUCAACAAUGCUGGCAUUACACGCGAGACGGAACUCGUUAAGCCGGGUAACACCCAGAAACUAAAGGAGGUUCUUGACACCAAUGUGAUGGGUGUGAUAUGGUGUACGCGAGAGGCGUUUAAAAAUAUGAAGCGGCGGGAUAACGAGGGUCAUGUGCUAAUCAUCAACAGCAUCGCCGGACACCAGGUGCUCAAUUUCAUAGACGUGCUGCCCUCCUUUAAUAUCUACCCGGCCACCAAGUUCGCUAUCACGGCUAUCACAGAGACUUACCGGCAGGAGUUCCAGCUGCACUCAAACAAAAUCCGGGUAACUGGAAUAUGUCCUGGGGCUGUCAACACGAACAUAUUCCCGGAGCAGAUCCAUUUCUAUGUGAAGGACAUGGCCAGACUGGAUCCAGCGAAUAUUGCCGACGCAGUGAUGUACGCCUUGUGUACCCCUCCUCAUGUUCAGAUUCACGAAAUUACUUUGAAGCCUAUGGGAGAAAUGUUUUGAGUUUCAAACUGACGAAAAAUAAUGUUGAAAAGUGGAAAGAUAUUUUUCUUUUCCUAUAGCUAACUGUUCUUAAUAUUAUUAUUCUAAUUGUUUUUUUUUUUAGAUUUUUUUUUGCAAACUCUUUGCGUUCAAAAAAAGAUAAAGCUUUUAAGGCUAGUUUGAAAGAAGAAGAAACGCUAUAGUCGACUGCCGCGACUAUAAGAUACCAGAAAGCAUGUUAAGUAACUGAUGGUGACUUCACUGUCCAUGUGCGGCC
Messenger RNA from Drosophila eugracilis, 1425 nucleotides. RefSeq names its product farnesol dehydrogenase. Lineage: Eukaryota; Metazoa; Arthropoda; Insecta; Diptera; Drosophilidae. Bases 414 to 1169 code for a protein of 251 amino acids. Gene Ontology annotation, molecular function: oxidoreductase activity. The record is from RefSeq and is a predicted model, not a curated record. The transcript has 2 exons.